Juglans regia (Persian walnut) is the source of this 750-nucleotide messenger RNA. RefSeq names its product cysteine-rich receptor-like protein kinase 10. NCBI's taxonomy places the organism in Eukaryota, Viridiplantae, Streptophyta, Magnoliopsida, Fagales, Juglandaceae. The transcript is spliced from 2 exons. Bases 209 to 487 code for a protein of 92 amino acids. The record is from RefSeq and is a predicted model, not a curated record.
CUUCUUCUUCUUUACACCUCAUUUCUUCUCCCUCAAUUUCAGGUAUGCAAAUCCCUUGUUAAUUUUUUUGUUUUUUAAUUUUCACCUACCAUUUAAACCAUAUCCUCCAACAGGUAUAUAUAUAUACCGACCCUCAAGCUUUGAGGACUAGAACUGGUGAGUUUUUUCAAUUUCAGGUUUCGAUUGCAAUAGGUGUCUUCGUAUAGCGAUGUCGUAUUUGCCGGAUUGCUGUGGUGGAAAGGAAAGUGCCUCAGUUCUCUUUCCCAGCUGCACAGUUAGGUACGAUGUGCACCCGUUUUACUCGAGUGUAAACGCAUCGGGGGCAAAGCCCACUCCACUUGUGCCUCCGCCACCUGGAAAAAGUCAAAUCUCAUCACCGACUCUUAUUGCCAUUGUUGCUUCUAUUUCCGUCUCUGCGGUGCUAUUCGCUAUUCGCUACUUCUUCCUUAGUAAGAGAGCAAAAACAAAGGAUAUGACUUCUCAAUAAAUAUUCUUAAUUUAGCGAGAUGCAGGAGUAUUGUUUGUGGAGGCAGAUGGUGCUACUUAGGAUACUAUUGAAAGCUUGGAAGAAGAAAGUUUGUCAAGUGAUAGUUUUUGUAAUUUUUUUGGAAGAAGAAAGAUUGGCAGCACUAUAGUCCUAGUGAUUGUUUUUGUAAUUAUUUGAAAGCAAGUGAUAGUUUUUGUAAUUAUUUUUGGAGGAAGAAAGAUUGGUAGGACUAUAGUCCUAAUGAUUGUUUUUGUAAUGAUUUA